Molecule: messenger RNA, 828 nt
Organism: Glarea lozoyensis ATCC 20868
Lineage: Eukaryota; Fungi; Ascomycota; Leotiomycetes; Helotiales; Helotiaceae
Exons: 6
Coding region: 1-828 (275 amino acids)
Source: RefSeq, a predicted model, not a curated record
AUGGCCGUACUUGACAGUCUUCCUCACAUCAAGUCCCAGAUCUGGGUGGAUGGGAAACCACUUGAAGAAUAUGACGACGAUGAAGAUGAGGAAGUUACAAUUGAUGGGAAAUCCAGGGGUGGGUUGGUAUUGAAUGCACUAUUGAAGCCUAGAAAGACUGGCAUCCCUUACACUUCAAACAUCCGAGGCGUCGAGAUCUCGACUGCUGGGCAUGGUGGCCGUGGACUUUUGAAUAAAUUCAGAUUUGCCAAAAUUACUACUGACGAAUCGAGAACGAAAGAAGUCAAGUCGGACUCAGAACUCUUGAAGGGGGCUGGAUGCAUAAUUGUCACGAUCUUUCGAGGCAAACAACCUGAACCCUCAAUUGGCCACUCAGGACCUCCGCCGUCAGCUUUGACUGCGAAAGUCCAUGAAAAGGCUCUAAAAGGCGAAGCAAAAUCUCACACUACUUCAUUCUCGCCAUCUUUGGACAUACCUAGUCCAUCAUUUGUUCACGUAACAGAGAUGGAUGGCAAAGACUAUCCUAUCGCAAUAUUCAAAUACAAAUAUCGAUCAAGAGAAUCCCUAAAAGGGCUUUUGAUCCUUCCAAGAACGCCUUCUGCCUCACCGGAACCUGCUGCAAAUCUAGAGAAUCUCAAUCCGCAACAGAGGAAAAAGCUAGACAAUUUCCUCCGUGAUCUUACAGGGAACGCAGAUAGUAGCAUAAAACGUGAGCGGGAAGACGACGAUAAUGGCCAGAGCUCUAGGAGAAAGAGACGUUCCGGAGAGAAAGUCACUAUCGACCUUACUGAGGACUCUGACGACGAAGAAAUUGUUGCUUUGAAUUGA